This is a messenger RNA of Monopterus albus (swamp eel), 3615 nucleotides long. RefSeq names its product adaptor related protein complex 2 subunit beta 1 (gene ap2b1). Gene Ontology annotation, cellular component: membrane coat; clathrin adaptor complex. NCBI's taxonomy places the organism in Eukaryota, Metazoa, Chordata, Actinopteri, Synbranchiformes, Synbranchidae. Gene Ontology annotation, biological process: intracellular protein transport; vesicle-mediated transport. Gene Ontology annotation, molecular function: clathrin binding. The coding region runs from base 186 to 3047 and encodes 953 amino acids. The transcript has 22 exons. The record is from RefSeq and is a predicted model, not a curated record.
AUGCCAUAGUAGUCACACCGGACUGGUUGCUGAUCUUGGUGCCUCUAUAGUUGAUAGGGCUUGUAGUUUGUUAUUAGCUAGCUAGCAUUUCUAUUCGUGAGUUAGCGUUAGCGAUUACCAUUAAACGGAUUCAUUUAGCAUGCAGCAAACAGGCUAACAUUAGCAACACUCAAAAGACUACAGUCAUGACGGACUCUAAAUAUUUCACAACAAAUAAAAAGGGGGAGAUCUUUGAACUGAAAGCAGAGCUGAACAAUGAGAAGAAGGAGAAGAGAAAAGAGGCAGUGAAGAAGGUCAUUGCAGCCAUGACUGUUGGCAAGGAUGUCAGUUCUUUGUUCCCAGAUGUGGUCAACUGCAUGCAGACUGACAACCUGGAGCUGAAGAAGUUGGUCUACCUGUACUUAAUGAAUUACGCCAAGAGUCAGCCUGAUAUGGCCAUCAUGGCUGUAAACAGCUUUGUCAAGGACUGUGAGGACCCAAACCCUCUGAUCCGAGCUCUAGCUGUUCGCACCAUGGGCUGCAUCCGGGUGGACAAGAUUACUGAAUACCUGUGUGAGCCAUUGAGGAAGUGUCUGAAGGACGAGGACCCAUAUGUGAGGAAGACGGCAGCUGUUUGUGUGGCUAAACUUCACGACAUCAAUGCCCAGAUGGUGGAGGACCAAGGCUUCUUGGAUUCUCUCAGAGAUCUCAUUGCCGACUCCAAUCCCAUGGUUGUGGCCAAUGCAGUUGCUGCCUUGUCAGAGAUCAGUGAGUCUCACCCCAACAGCAACCUGCUGGACCUCAACCCCCAGAACAUCAACAAGCUACUGACAGCUCUCAAUGAGUGCACAGAGUGGGGACAGAUCUUCAUCCUGGACUGCCUGUCCAACUACAACCCCAAGGAUGAGCGUGAGGCCCAAAGCAUAUGUGAGCGUGUCACUCCCCGGCUGUCUCACGCCAACUCAGCAGUGGUGCUGUCUGCUGUCAAGGUGCUGAUGAAGUUCUUAGAGCUGUUGCCCAAGGACUCCGACUACUACAACACAUUAUUGAAGAAGCUAUCCCCACCACUGGUCACCCUGCUCUCUGGAGAGCCUGAGGUCCAGUAUGUGGCUCUGAGGAACAUUAACCUCAUUGUCCAGAAAAGGCCUGAGAUCCUGAAGCAGGAGAUCAAGGUGUUCUUCGUCAAGUACAAUGACCCUAUCUAUGUGAAACUGGAGAAACUGGACAUCAUGAUCCGUUUGGCAUCUCAGGCCAACAUUGCCCAGGUGCUCGCUGAGCUGAAGGAAUAUGCCACAGAGGUGGAUGUUGAUUUUGUGCGCAAGGCUGUACGAGCAAUUGGACGCUGUGCUAUCAAAGUGGAGCAAUCUGCUGAGCGCUGUGUCAGCACCCUGCUGGACCUGAUCCAGACCAAGGUCAACUACGUGGUUCAGGAGGCUAUUGUGGUCAUCAGGGACAUCUUCCGGAAGUACCCAAACAAGUAUGAAAGCAUCAUUGCCACCCUGUGUGAGAAUCUGGACUCUCUGGAUGAGCCCGAUGCUCGUGCUGCCAUGAUCUGGAUUGUCGGCGAGUAUGCCGAGAGGAUCGACAAUGCUGAUGAGUUGCUAGAGAGCUUCCUUGAAGGCUUCCAUGAUGAGAGCACUCAGGUCCAGCUCACUCUGCUCACCGCCAUUGUUAAGCUGUUCCUUAAGAAGCCGUCAGAGACUCAGGAGUUGGUGCAGCAGGUCCUCAGCCUGGCCACUCAGGACUCUGACAACCCUGACCUGCGUGACAGGGGCUACAUUUAUUGGCGACUGUUGUCCACUGACCCUGUGACUGCCAAGGAGGUGGUGUUGUCAGAAAAGCCCCUGAUCUCAGAGGAGACAGACCUGAUUGAGCCCACACUACUGGAUGAGCUCAUCUGCCACAUCGGCUCCCUGGCCUCUGUUUAUCACAAACCCCCCAGCGCCUUUGUGGAGGGUAGCCACGGAAUCCACCGGAAACACCUUCCUGUCCAGCACAGCAGCAUUGAUACAGGUGAGAGUCCAGUGAGCGUUGGGCCAGCAGCUGCCAUGGACCAGCCACAUGUGAUCCCCAGCCAGGGUGACCUGCUGGGUGACCUGCUCAACUUGGAUCUGGGCCCUCCGGUCAAUGUGCCCCAGGUCUCCUCCAUGCAGAUGGGUGCGGUGGACCUUCUGGGAGGAGGCCUGGACAGCUUGCUGGGGGGAGACCUGAGCGGAGGUGUUGGGGGAAGUCCAGCAGUGGGACAGAACUUCAUUCCUUCAUCAGUUCCUAGUACCUUUGCUCCAUCACCUACACCAGCACCUCCAGCUGUCAGCAGUGGCCUCAAUGACUUGUUUGAACUUUCUACAGGCAUGGCCAUCACCACUGGAGGCUACAUAGCCCCAAAAGCAGUGUGGCUGCCUGCAGUGAAAGCCAAGGGACUGGAGAUCUCUGGAACCUUCUCUCGCCGCCAGGGUCACAUGUACAUGGACAUGACCUUCACCAACAAGGCCCUGCAACACAUGACUGACUUUGCUAUUCAGUUCAACAAGAACAGUUUUGGGAUGAUCCCCACGAGUCCUCUGCCUGUUCACACUCCCCUGAUGCCCAGUCAGAGUAUUGAGAUCUCUUUGCCUCUCAACACCAUUGGACCAGUCAUGAAGAUGGAUCCACUCAAUAAUCUGCAGGUGGCUGUGAAGAACAACAUUGAUGUCUUCUACUUUAGUGUACUCAUCCCUCUCAACAUAUUCUUUGUUGAGGAUGGUAAAAUGGAGCGUCAGGUGUUCCUGGCUACUUGGAAAGACAUCCCCAAUGAGAAUGAGCUGCAGUACCAGAUAAAGGAGUGCCACCUAAAUGCAGAUACCGUAUCAGGGAAGCUGCAGAAUAACAACAUCUAUACCAUUGCCAAGAGAAACGUAGAAGGCCAGGACAUGCUGUACCAGUCCCUCAAGCUAACCAAUGGCAUCUGGAUCCUGGCGGAGCUCCGCAUCCAGCCUGGCAACCCCAACUACACGCUGUCUCUCAAGUGCCGAGCACCUGAGGUUUCGCAGUACGUCUACCAGAUGUACGACUCCGUGCUGAAGAACUGACCUGCUCUUAUCCACUCCACUUCAUCCUGACAACAAACAGCAGUGUUUUGUCAUGUUCUGUCACCUACAGCCAAUUGCCAAGACAAGGGAAUCCAAACAGUGACUGGUGGAUGCUGAGUAAUUUGUAAUUUUGGAAUAUUUUACCUUUAAUAGAUGAACAAGUAUGUCACCAUACUGCAGUUCUGUAUAACAUACUGUGGAUGUUUCCGUUAUUUUGGCAGUUGAAAACAUUACUGAAUUCUCUUACUCAACUCAUUGCGAUUUUUACCUCCCAGUGAAAACGUGUCUAACAUUCCAUCCUUAACUAAUGGUCUUAAUGUUGUAGAGAUGUGACUGAUAGUGAAACUAUCCUGAGCACAAAACAAACAUCUCCUCCUUUUCCAUGAAGCCAUUAUUAUAAUUUUCUUUUUACAUUUUGUACAGUGUCUGGCUUCUUUGGUUUUGAUUUGUUGUUGAUUGGCUUUUUGAUACUGGCUUUGCUUCGGCUGUACCCACAGAAUAAUACUGUUGAUAUGUUCCUUAUGCUAUUAAUGUGUGUGAAGGAUUAAAACCAUUGUGUUUGUCAGAA